Molecule: messenger RNA, 969 nt
Organism: Colletotrichum karsti
Lineage: Eukaryota; Fungi; Ascomycota; Sordariomycetes; Glomerellales; Glomerellaceae
Product: endoglucanase ii
Exons: 4
Coding region: 1-969 (322 amino acids)
Biological process (GO): carbohydrate metabolic process
Cellular component (GO): extracellular region
Molecular function (GO): cellulose binding
Source: RefSeq, a predicted model, not a curated record
AUGAAAGCCGCCGUUCUUUCCCUGUUGGCUAUUGCCGCUCAGAAAGUUGCUUCCCAUGCAACCUUCCAAGCUCUUUGGGUCGAUGGAUUUGGAGGGCAAUGCGCGAGAUUGCCACUGUCGAACUCACCCGUCACAAAUGUCGCUUCUAACGAUGUCCGUUGCAACGCGAACAGUGGCCCUGUAGCUCGGAAGUGUGUCGUCAAAGCUGGAUCCUCAGUGGUUGUUGAGAUGCACCAGCAACCCAAUGAUCGAUCCUGCGCUCAAGAGGCCAUUGGCGGCGCACACUACGGCCCAGUGAUGGCGUACAUGACCAAGGUCUCCGACUCGUCGUCGGCCGACGGGUCUACUGGCUGGUUCAAGGUCUACCAAGACGGCUGGGCUGCGAAGGCUGGAAGCGCCAACGGAGAUGGCGACAACUGGGGCUCAAAGGACAUGAACACCUGCUGUGGCAAGGUCCAAGUCAAGAUCCCCUCCGACAUCCCCGCCGGAGACUACCUCCUUCGUGCCGAAUCUAUUGCCUUGCACGCGGCUGGUUCGAGCGGAGGUGCCCAGCUGUACAUGACUUGCUUCCAGCUUACCGUUACCGGAGGAGGAAGUGCUUCCCCAGGAACUGUGUCAUUCCCGGGCGCCUACAAAGCCAGCGACCCUGGUCUGCUGGUCGACAUCCACCGCGCUCUUGCAACUUACGUCGUUCCGGGCCCUACGGUCUACAGCGGAGGCACAACGAAGAGCGCAGGAGCAGCUUGUGUUGGCUGUGAGUCGACUUGCACGGCUGGAUCGGGUCCCACGGGAACUGCAUCCGCCGUUCCUCAGCCGACCACCACAGGAGGCAGUGGAGGUGGUCUCCCCGGAUGUACUGUUGCUAAGUUCGGGCAAUGCGGUGGUCAGGAUUACACCGGAUGCACAACCUGUGUUUCUGGUUCAACAUGUCAAGGAGUUUCCCCUCCCUACUACUACCAGUGUGCUUGA